This is a messenger RNA of Dromiciops gliroides (monito del monte), 606 nucleotides long. RefSeq names its product olfactory receptor 6C1-like. The record is from RefSeq and is a predicted model, not a curated record. Lineage: Eukaryota; Metazoa; Chordata; Mammalia; Microbiotheria; Microbiotheriidae. Gene Ontology annotation, cellular component: membrane. Bases 1 to 606 code for a protein of 201 amino acids. The transcript has 2 exons. Gene Ontology annotation, biological process: G protein-coupled receptor signaling pathway. Gene Ontology annotation, molecular function: olfactory receptor activity.
AUGACCAUAUCAUUAUGUGAUCCUUUACUUCCCUCCCCGGGACAGUGGAUUCAGAUAAAGAAAAGGAAGGCAGUGGUAGGGAGGCUUGUGUUCUGCUCAUGGUUCAUGGCACUCAUGAUGAUCUUCCCAGCAAUCCUUCCGAUGCAAGAGCUUGGCUAUUAUGUUGCUGUAAUUGACCAUUUCAUCUGUGACUAUUCUCCCCUUUUACAGCUAUCUUGUACAGAUAGACAAUUCUUAGAAACAAUGGGAAUUUCUUGGGCUAUAAUAAUUCUUAUGUUAACACUGGCAUUAAUAAUUCAUUCCUACACUUACAUCAUCCAGACAAUUCUGUGUUUUCCCUCGGUCAGUCAGAGGAAAAAGACCUUUUACACUUGUUCUUCUCAUUUGAUUGUCAUCUCCAUUUUUUAUGGCAACUGCAUCUUCAUGUAUAUCAAACCUUCAGCAAAGGAGAGAGCAUCUUUGAGCAAGGGAGGGGCUAUGCUUAAUACAUCAGUAACCCCCAUGUUGAAUCCCUUCAUUUACAGCCUAAGGAAUCAGCAAGUGAAACAGGCUUUCAUGGACAUGAUCUGCAAGAUUAUAUUUUCUUUAAACAAAAGAAAGCAUUAA